AUGAAGGCGCACGAGGAGAAGAUGGGUGGCUCCGUCGCCGCAGACAUCAGCAAGGAAGAAUCCCAAGCCGAAAGCUUCGGGCACGGCACGGUCAAGCCGGACGACGAGGAUGUCGCUCCGGUUGCAGGCCAGCUCAAACGCCGCUUGGGAAACCGGCAGAUCCAGCUCAUCGCCAUCGGCGGGUCUAUCGGCACGGCCACCUUCGUCAGCAUCGGCACGGGACUGCUCAACGCAGGGCCGGGCGGCCUGCUGCUGGCGUAUGCGCUGCACUCGUCCAUGGUGUCCAUGGUGAAUAACUGCAUGGCCGAGAUGGCCGUCUUCAUGCCCAUCAGCGGCGCGUUUAUCCGCAUGGCGGGCCAUUGGGUCGACCCUGCCUUUGGUUUCCUCGCAGGCUGGAACUUUUUCCUCUAUGAAGCCAUCAACAUUCCCUUUGAGGUCUCGGCCAUCAAUGUUGUGCUGUCGUUCUGGCGAGAUGACAUUCCCGCUGCGGCAGUAGUGGCAGUGUGCACGGCUCUGUACUUUGCCAUCAACGUCUUUGCCGUCAAGUGGUACGGCGAAAGCGAGUUCUGGCUGGCUACCGGCAAGGUCGUCCUCAUUCUCAUCGUCUUCAGCUUCACAUUUGUCACCAUGGUCGGCGGGAACCCACAGCACGACGCCUACGGGUUCCGGUACUGGAGGGACCCGGGGGCUUUCGCCGAGUACAUUGCUAGCGGAAACCUCGGCCGCUUCGAGGGCUUCCUCUCGGCGCUCUGGAACGCCUCAUUCACCAUCGUGGGACCCGAGUACGUGUCCAUGCUGGCCGGCGAGACGAAGCUGCCGCGACGAUACCUCAAGAACGCUUUCAAGACGACGUACUUUCGCUUCACCUUUUUCUUCGUCGGUAGCGCCCUGUGCGUCGGCAUCGUGAUUCCGUAUAAUGACCCGACGUUUGUGUCCAUUCUCAACGACCCCAAUGGCAACUCUGGGUCGGCGACCGCAUCGCCGUACAUCAUCGCCAUGCAAAACAUGGGUAUCGACGUUUUGCCGCACAUCAUAACGGCGCUGCUGAUCACGAGCAUCUUCUCCUGCGGCAACGCGUUUACUUUCUACGCGACGCGCAGCCUGUACGGCCUCGCGCUCGAGUCGCAGGCUCCUGCGUUCCUCCGACGGUGCACUCCAUCUGGCGUGCCCAUCUACUGCCUGGCCGUGACCAUGAUCUUCCCCUGCCUCGCAUUCCUGAACGUGUCGGGAAGCACCGCGCGGGUCCUGUCCUGGUUCAUCAACCUCGUUACCACUUCGGGCGUCCUCAACUACACCAUCAUCGCGACGACGUACAUCUUCUUCUAUCGCGCGACCCGCGCGCAGGGCGUCGACCGCGCCACGCUCCCGUACUACGGCUACGGCCAGCCAUACUGCGCGUGGAUCGCGCUGGUGUACAUGGCGCUGAUCGUCUUCGUCAACGGCUACGCCGUGUUCCUCCCGGGCCACUGGGACGUCAAGGACUUUUUCACGCACUACACCAUGGUGCUGGUCAGCCCCGUGCUCUUCGUGGGGUGGAAGCUCGUGCACCGCACGCGCCUCGUGCGCCCGGCUGAGGCGGACUUGGUGUGGGAGAAGCCGGCGAUUGAUGCAUACGAGCGGGAGAAUGAGGAAGAUAACCCGGGCUUCUGGAGGGAGAUGUUGCAGCUUGUUGGAUGGCAAAAGGCCAAAUCGAUGCAGUCUAAUUAG
This is a messenger RNA of Purpureocillium lilacinum, 1707 nucleotides long. RefSeq lists its product as uncharacterized. Lineage: Eukaryota; Fungi; Ascomycota; Sordariomycetes; Hypocreales; Ophiocordycipitaceae. Gene Ontology annotation, biological process: amino acid transmembrane transport. Gene Ontology annotation, molecular function: amino acid transmembrane transporter activity. Gene Ontology annotation, cellular component: membrane. The record is from RefSeq and is a predicted model, not a curated record.